Molecule: messenger RNA, 444 nt
Organism: Geodia barretti
Lineage: Eukaryota; Metazoa; Porifera; Demospongiae; Tetractinellida; Geodiidae
Source: the annotation of a GenBank genome assembly
AUGACCAAAGCGAAAGACCCCAAGCCGCCACGUCCGAAGCGUGCUGGCCCAGCCACCAAGACCAAUCCCACCACCGGCGCGUUCCAGAUCUCCGACGAGCUCUGGGAGGUGCUGGCGCCGUUGAUCCCCAAGCAUGUGAACACCCAUCGUUUCGGCGGCGGUCGGCCCCGGGUCCCUGACCGCACCUGCGCCAAUGGCAUCUUCUACGUGCUGCGCACUGGCUGCCAGUGGAAGGCGCUGGACGCCACGGGCAUCUGCUCCGGGUCCACCGCCCACCUGCGCUUUCAGGAAUGGGUUGCCGCUGGGGUGUUCCUGGAGCUGUGGCGGGUGGGACUGGAACGCUAUGACGAACUGAAGGGGCUGGACUGGAGUUGGCUGAGUAUGGACGGCGCCAUGACCAAAUCGCCCUUGGGCGGGGGGAAAAACCGGCCCCAACCCCACUGA